GUCUUCUGCUCUUGUUUCUUGUUUUGUUUAUCUUUUCUGACCCUCGCAGCAGCGCAUUGUGUCUACUACCAUUCUCUACUCACAAUGAGCGACUCCAACUCAGACGACUCGGACUCAGACUCUGUCCAAGUCACGUUUCCAGCAAAGACCAUCGCCCGUCUCCUCGCAGAAAACUUCACGCGUCCAGAGACCCGGGUCUCCGCCUCAGCCGUCGAGACCGCGGCCGAGUAUCUGCGUAUCUUCACCCGCGAAGCCGUCUGGCGCACAGAAGGUGCACUCAAGGCCGCCGAGGCGCCUGUUUCUGCUAGUAGCGCGCCUUCGUCUCGGGCUAGGAUCAUGGAGGCUUCUGAUCUCGAAAAGAUCGCGGGGACGCUCGUGUUGGACUUUUGAUCCGCGUGCUAGCAGUAUUCUUAAGUUUAUUACAUCGGUUGAUCUUUUCUUUACAGUUUUCUGGUUAUUUUGUACAUUAUGAAUCAAUGGAGUAAAGGCUUUUUAUCUACAAAUACAAUACAAGAGU
Molecule: messenger RNA, 517 nt
Organism: Myxozyma melibiosi
Lineage: Eukaryota; Fungi; Ascomycota; Lipomycetes; Lipomycetales; Lipomycetaceae
Product: centromere protein X
Exons: 1
Coding region: 85-390 (101 amino acids)
Biological process (GO): resolution of meiotic recombination intermediates; DNA repair; replication fork processing
Cellular component (GO): FANCM-MHF complex
Molecular function (GO): protein heterodimerization activity
Source: RefSeq, a predicted model, not a curated record